Molecule: messenger RNA, 483 nt
Organism: Trypanosoma conorhini
Lineage: Eukaryota; Euglenozoa; Kinetoplastea; Trypanosomatida; Trypanosomatidae
Product: endoribonuclease L-PSP (pb5)
Exons: 1
Coding region: 1-483 (160 amino acids)
Source: RefSeq, a predicted model, not a curated record
AUGCCUGGCGUCGCUGCUGGGCGUGUUGCCGCGAGGCUCCAGAGGCUGGGCGUCACGCUCCCGACCGCUGCGGCGCCAAAAACGAAUUACGCGCCAUACGUCUGCAGCGGGGCGCUGCUGCACAUCUCCGGCCAGCUCCCGAGGAACGACGAGGGGGCGUUCAUGACUGGCCAGUUGGGCGCUUCGCUGACGGUGGCGGAAGGGCAAGCGGCGGCCCGAGCGUGUGCGGUUCAGGUCGUGAGCCAAAUGCAGGCGGCCCUGGGCGACCUGGACCGCGUGCGCCGUGUCGUGAAGCUCAACGUGUUUGUGAACUCCGCGCCAACCUUCACGGAGCAGCCGUACGUUGCCGAUGGCGCCUCAGACUUUAUCCUCAGUGUGUUCGGGGAGGAGGUUGGUCGGCAUGCCCGGUGCGCUGUGGGGGCGGCACAGCUGCCGUUUGGAGUUGCCGUCGAGGUGGACGCGUUGGUGGAGGUGGCAAAUUAG